UUGUAUAUAUAAGUUCUGUGUUUUAUAGUACUUAAUUUUGAGAUUAAAAGAAAUUAUUUUCAUAUAAAUGGUACAAUUGAAUUAUAAGAUUUCCGUCUGUAUAAUUUUAGUGGGAUAAUAAUGUGAUAUUUGUGUCCUGUGAAACUUAUUCUUUAUUAUUUGACUGAUCAUGUCUCUUCAAACUUGCAAUGACAUUACUGAGGCUGUUGCCUUAGAAAGUAGUUUAGGUUUAUAUUUAAAACCCAUUUCCAAGAUAAAAAUCAAUGUUCAACUACCUAAACUCAAAAUUCCAGGUCAGAGUAUUUCAAGCUGGAAUGUUAUGGAAAAAUUAAAGGCUGCUAUUAGACCAGAUCAAUUCAUGUCAUUGAAAUCACUUAAAAUUACUGCAAAUGUCAUUAAAUUAGAAGGUGAACUCGAGAAUAAAACCACCUGCGAGCGAGCACUGGCUCGUCUUCGGACUACCAGUAGCCUAAAGUUAACUGGUUUUACAGAGAAACUGCAACUGAGGGCUGCCCAUGCUCCAUGCAGUGGUCCAACACGUCAUGAAUGGGAAGCUUUUUACCGUGAUGCAAAAGGCGUGAAUGAAAUGAAACCCGGUGAACGACCGGAUACUAUUCAUCUACAAGACAUGCCCGUUCGUUGGUUUGCCAGUUCGAGUAAAUCUGUAAGGCCCAGUGAGAAAAUUUUGCGAAAAGCCUUCGGUGGUUUUGGUAGAAUACGAAGACUUGAAAUUCCUACCCCAGACAAUAUUUCCAAUGAGACAACUUUUGCUAAAAAAAGUUCGCUUCACAGUGAGUUAUUGUUUGAAGUUUAUAUACAAUAUGAAGAAUAUGUAGAAUUUUCAAUUGCAAUAGACUCGUUACGAGGUAAGAAGUUAAUUUAUAAAGACACAGAAGGUAAAGUUUAUUCAGCUGACAUUAAAGUAGAUUUUGACCGUACCAACUAUCUUAGUGAAAGAUGUAUCAAACAACGGGCUGCUUUAUCAAAGUCUAAUAGUGAUGCCUGUACAGAAAAUGCAAAGCAAAAAUGUGAUACCUUGGUUUCAAAUCCAGUACCUGGCACUUCCAUUGCAGAUGUGAUCAAGGAUGAGAAAAUCUCUCCAGCGCUGUAUGAAAAUGAAGCCAAAUCUCUUUUGAAAGAAUUGUUGUUUCGUGCAGAGAAAACCGAGAAAUUAAAAGAAAAGGAGCUUCCUUUAAAAUCAUCAGCUGCUCAUCCUUCUCAAGAAAAUGCUAAAAGGAAAAAGAAAAUUGAAAAUGAAGAUAUGUGUAAAAAAGAAAAGGACUUACAUUUGAAGAAAAAGAUUAAGAAACCAUCAAUAAGUGAUUCACAUCUUGAGAAGAAAAAGAAAAAUAUGCUUUUAGAACAAGAAAGACUUUUGAAAGAGAAAUUGAUCCGCAAUUUAAGACUCAGAGAACUUCAAAAGAUAAAUGAGAGUCGAGAAAAAUUAAGGAAAAAGCUUGCUGGUCGUAAAGCGUUAAAAAGUGUUUUGGCUGUAAAAAAAUCUUGACAUAUGAUGUUAAAACUUCUUAUUGCUGUUUGGUUUAACAGACUUUUUUUUCAAUAUUUCUGAUUUUUAUUU
This is a messenger RNA of Parasteatoda tepidariorum (common house spider), 1579 nucleotides long. It is a transcript of the gene Xe7, whose product is annotated as A-kinase anchor protein 17A. Lineage: Eukaryota; Metazoa; Arthropoda; Arachnida; Araneae; Theridiidae. The record is from RefSeq and is a predicted model, not a curated record.